CGACCGAGGCGGCCGUCUGCGGCAUAGAGGAGGGGAGAAGGGAGAGAGAGAGAGAGAGAGAGAGAGAGAGAGAGAGAGAGAGAAGAGGGAAGAGAGAAUGGCACUCGAGCUCCUCCUCCUGAUCUCCACGGCCGUAAUAGCCGUCAUAAUCUUCUUCGCCUUUAGGAGCAACGGGAAUGGAGACGGCAAGGCGUAUACACUGCCACCGGGCAAGAUGGGUCUGCCUCUCAUCGGCCAGACCAUUGCUUUCAUGCAGCCUCAUUCCUCCGCCUCCUUGGGAGACUUCAUGGACCGAAGCGUGGCCAAGUACGGGAAGAUCUUUAGGAUGAACUUGCUGGGGAAGCCGACGAUCGUGUCGACCGACCCGGACUUCAAUCGGCUCAUCCUGCAGAGCGAGGGACGGCUGUUCGAGAACAGCUGCCCCACCAGCAUUGCCGAGAUCAUGGGAAGGUGGUCGAUGCUGGCGCUGGUGGGGGACAUCCACCGGGAGUUGAGAUCCAUCGCCGUCAACUUCAUGAGCAACGUGAAGCUCCGGACAUACUUCCUGGGAGACAUCGAGCGUCAGGCCGUGAAGAUUCUCGACUCGUGGACGGAGAACGCCACCUUCUCCGCCCAAGAGGCGGCGAAGAAGUUUGCCUUCGGCCUGAUGGUGAAGCAUCUGAUGAGCAUGGACGAGAGCAUGCCGGAGACGGAGCAGCUGAGGAGAGAGUAUCACACCUUCAUGAAGGGAAUGGCAUCCAUCCCUCUCAACUUACCGGGCACCGCCUACAGAAAAGCCUUGCAGUCAAGGGCCAUUAUCCUCACGAUCAUGGGGCAGAAGCUGGACGAAAGGAUCACUAAGAUCCGCGAGAAAUGUGAGGGGCUUGAAGAGGAUGACCUCCUGGCAUCGGUGUCGACGCAUCCAACUCUCACCAGAGAACAGAUCCUUGACCUGAUACUCAGCAUGCUCUUCGCCGGCCACGAAACAUCCUCCGGUGCCAUCUCUCUUGCCAUCUAUUUCCUGCAGGCCUGUCCUAAAGCGGUUCGACAACUGCGGGAGGAGCACGCUGAGAUCGCGAGGCUGAAGAAGGAACGAGGGGAGACCGCACUGACCUGGGAUGACUACAAGAAGAUGGAGUUCACGCAUGCUGUCAUCAAUGAGACGCUAAGGCUAGGCAACAUCGUCCACUUCCUGCACCGGAAAGCCAUCAAAGAUGUCCAGUACAAAGGUUACGAUAUUCCAUGUGGGUGGGAAGUGGUUCCUAUAAUCUCAGCAGCACAUCUGGAUCCGUCGAUCUACGAUGAACCACAGUGUUACAACCCAUGGAGAUGGAAGGCUAUCCUUGCGACCGUGACGAAGAACAGCAACGUGAUGUCGUUCAGCGGCGGCCCGCGACUCUGCCCUGGAGCAGAGCUUGCAAAGCUAGAGAUGGCCGUCUUCCUCCACCACCUUGUCCUCAAGUACGACUGGGAGCUGGCCGAGCGUGACUUCCCCGUCUCCUUUCCUUUCCUCGGCUUCCCCAAGGGCUUGCCCAUUAAGGUUAGGCGCUUCGGUGGUAACCAAGUGGCUUAAGAUCAUUAUGGAGACAGAUGCGGAUCAUAGCAUUUGUGAAUCGAUAACGUUUCCGAUUGCUGCGCUGGUAAUCGGAAGCAUGCGUAUCUUAAUGGUUCUGCUGUGACAAGCCAAAGACUUGCUCCACCGGAAAUCUACAAUGUAUCCUUUACUUAUGAGCAUCUCUAUGUUUCUUCGGACCA
Musa acuminata AAA Group (dessert banana) is the source of this 1734-nucleotide messenger RNA. RefSeq names its product cholesterol 22-hydroxylase CYP90B27-like. Gene Ontology annotation, molecular function: monooxygenase activity; oxidoreductase activity, acting on paired donors, with incorporation or reduction of molecular oxygen; iron ion binding. Gene Ontology annotation, biological process: sterol metabolic process. The coding region runs from base 98 to 1552 and encodes 484 amino acids. The record is from RefSeq and is a predicted model, not a curated record. NCBI's taxonomy places the organism in Eukaryota, Viridiplantae, Streptophyta, Magnoliopsida, Zingiberales, Musaceae. The transcript has 8 exons.